AAAUAUUUUUUAGUUCCCUUUCUCUAGUAUGUCAGGGCCAAUGCACAAGAAAUCUGGUAACAAUACUUGCAAGAAUAGAGGAGUUGUUUCACCAAUGGUGCAGGCCAGGGUAGACCUGUUAGGUUGUUCAGCUGUGGAUGAACAUUAUACAGAGGGAGGUUUGUGCUGAACUUGAAGCCAAGUGCUGUAAGUUCAUACGAUCGAAUGGAGAAGGAGGCACCAAAUUUACCUGUAGAGGUGAUCUCCUACAUCCUGCACUUCCUAUCCAUGUCUGACAGGAAAGAGGCUUCAUUGGUGAACAGAGCCUGGCAUGCUGCAUCUCUGGACCAAAGUCUCCAGAAAAAUGUCUUCUAUCAUCUCCAAGGAACGUAUGAUUCUCUUGAGUUCAUCAGAAGCUUAGGGCGGAGACAGACUUCCUGUGUGGCUCUGAGUAACCUCGAUGGAUCAGCUGCUUCAAAGAUGGUCAUACAGAGUAUUGCGUUCCACCUGGCCCCGCAUCUGAAGAACCUCUUGCUGCGGGAUAACAGCAUCACUGAGAGGUCCUUCGUGGCUCUAGUCCCGUCCUGUCGCAACCUAUGGGGGCUUGACACCAGCAGCUGCAACAGCCUUUUUGUGCCUGGCACCUUGCUGUCAACAGAAGAGAUCAGAGCAAGAACAGCCGAAGCCCUGGUGGACCUCCGUGAGCUCAAUCUCUCCAACCUCCGGUACCUUUCUGACUUGACCUUCAAUCGACUUAGUGAAUGCACCCCCAAACUCCAAAAGCUGGCUCUUGCUGCCUGUCCCAUUGCCUUUGAGUUUGAUCCCUACCGAGGAGCAAACACGAGCAAUUCCACUGUUUCUCUGACGCUGAACAACAUCCUCUGUUUUCUGGAUAGACAGGCUGUCACACUGAAGUGUUUAAAUUUCAGCCGUACCAGCAUCACAAAUGAAGCAGUACAGUCAGUUGUCAAAGUGGCUGGGCUAAACCUGGAGGGGCUGGUGCUUCAACAUUGCAAGGACUUGUCAGAUGAUGCAGUCUGUGCCAUCUGCACGUGCCAGCCGGGGCUCACCACCCUGGACCUCACCGGCUGCGCUGAGCUAACUGACAGAUCUGUCACAGCUAUGGAUAGCUGUGUUUUCUCAAUGGGAGCGAUCCUGCAUGAGAGCCUGAGGGAGCUGGACCUCACCUCCUGUGUGUACAUCACUGACUUCAGCAUCUACGUCAUCACCAAUUACCUCAAGGGCCUGACAGCAUUGCGCCUCGGCUGGUGUAAGGGGAUCACGGACUCGGGAUUGCUUGGAAUGAACAUAGCCAACGACAACUGCCAACUGGCCAUGAAGCAUGAAAAACCCCAGAUCAUAACCGAAUCUGACAUGGAGCCAUCCAAAGAGAAAGAAGGAGCUUCGCUUAGAGCACUGACAUGUCUUAAGGAGCUCCGUUUGACUGCAUGUACAAAACUAACAGAUACCAGCAUAACCAGGGAAAUCCGCUUUCAGGAGCUAAAGACCUUGUCACUGAGCAUGGUCCACGAGAUAACAGAUGAGAGUGUUGUCUCCAUUGCAGUGCACUGCCGUAGCCUGGAGGGACUGGCCCUCAACCACUGUGGUCAACUGACUGACCAAGGGAUGAUUGCUGCCACAAGCCACAUGAAGAGGCUGACAAAUCUCGAAAUCUCCUGCUGUGAUAAGAUCACCAACCAGGCGCUGGAAGUCCUCAUGCAGGAGUGCAAGUGGCUGAGGAGUCUGGAUGUCACCAUGUGCAAUGGGCUGACGAUUGCUGACAUCGAACGACUCCAGUUGUUUCAUCCCAGACUAACCAGCAUUAAGGCUAAGUACUUGGGGGAGCGGACCUAUGUAUCGGACUCCUUGAAUGAAACUGGAUGACAAGGUAGAUGUGGACCCUGAAGGACAUAGCUGAGAAUCGCCUAGCAGCUGAAACCAGGCUCUGAAACGUUGACUUAGUUCUGUGGCUCGUGCGUUUACAUCUAAUAUCU
Molecule: messenger RNA, 1973 nt
Organism: Carcharodon carcharias (great white shark)
Lineage: Eukaryota; Metazoa; Chordata; Chondrichthyes; Lamniformes; Lamnidae
Gene: fbxl9
Product: leucine rich repeat containing 29
Exons: 7
Coding region: 205-1863 (552 amino acids)
Biological process (GO): SCF-dependent proteasomal ubiquitin-dependent protein catabolic process
Cellular component (GO): SCF ubiquitin ligase complex
Molecular function (GO): protein binding
Source: RefSeq, a predicted model, not a curated record